CAUUAAUUAUUUUUAAAAUCACCCAAUUAUACAUAAUUUUAUGUUAAUCUAAGUGAUGCCAUUUUUCUUUUGGCAUAUAUAACUCAAAUAGGAACGCCCCAAUAAAGGUAUAUAAAAGCCCAAAGAAAUCAUCAGUGCAUGAUAUUCUGUUCUCCUGGGACGUUACAGUUUUGCAUAGACAAGGUGAACAUUUCUCAAAACACCAUGUCUCUCCGAUUUUCUAAUGGAUCCAGGCAUGUUUGCUUAAGUUCUGGAGCUGGCUCUGUCAGAGCCCCAAAUGGAGGUGCAGGCUUUGCAGGCAGCAGUGCAUGUGGCGGCUCUGUUGCUGGAAGUGAAUUUUCCUGUGCCUUGGGAGGGGGCUUGGGCAGUGUUCCUGGUGGGAGCCAUGCUGGUGGUGCCCUUGGAAAUGCUGCUUGUAUUGGCUUUGCUGGAAGCCAAGGGGGACUCCUCUCUGGAAAUGAGAAGGUGACCAUGCAAAAUCUUAAUGACCGCUUGGCAUCCUACCUGGAUAACGUGCGAGCUCUGGAGGAGGCAAAUGCUGAAUUAGAGAGAAAAAUCAAAGGUUGGUAUGAAAAAUAUGGACCCGGAUCUUGCCGUGGACUUGAUCAUGACUAUAGCAGAUAUCACCUAACAAUUGAGGAUCUUAAGAAUAAGAUUAUCUCCUCCACUACUAUUAAUGCUAAUGUCAUUCUGCAGAUUGAUAAUGCCAGAUUGGCUGCUGAUGAUUUCAGGCUAAAGUAUGAAAAUGAGCUCACCCUUCACCAAAACGUAGAGGCCGACAUCAACGGAUUACGGCGAGUCCUGGACGAGCUGACGCUCUGCAGGACCGACCAGGAGCUGCAAUAUGAGUCUCUGAGUGAGGAGAUGACUUAUCUCAAGAAGAACCACGAAGAGGAGAUGAAGGCUUUGCAGUGCGCGGCUGGGGGCAAUGUGAACGUGGAGAUGAACGCGGCCCCCGGGGUAGACCUCACGGUUUUGUUGAACAACAUGCGAGCUGAGUACGAAGCCCUUGCAGAGCAGAACCGCAAGGACGCGGAAGCCUGGUUCAAUGAGAAGAGCGCCUCGCUGCAGCAGCAGAUCUCCCACGAUGCAGGCGCAGCCACUUCCGCCCGGAACCAGCUCACCGAGAUGAGGCGCACCCUGCAGACCCUGGAGAUCCAGCUGCAGUCCCUGAUGGCCACGAAACACUCCCUGGAGUGCUCCUUGACAGAGACCGAGAGCAACUACUGUGCACAGCUGGCGCAGAUCCAGGCUCAGAUCGGGGCCCUGGAGGAGCAGCUGCACCAGGUCAGAACCGAGACCGAGGGCCAGAAACUGGAGUAUGAGCAUCUCCUCGAUGUCAAGGUCCACUUGGAAAAAGAAAUUGAGACCUACUGCCGCCUGAUAGAUGGAGAUGGAAAUUCAUGCUCCAAAUCAAAGGGCUUUGGAUCAGGAAGCCCUGGGAAUUCAUCUAAAGAUUUAUCCAAAACCACACUGGUAAAGACAGUGGUUGAAGAGAUAGAUCAACGUGGUAAAGUUCUUUCAUCAAGGAUUCACUCCAUUGAAGAAAAGACAUCUAAAAUGACCAACAGCAAGACAGAACAAAGGGUUCCUUUCUAGCUGUCAUUUUAGAGAAGAGAAUAAUUUGGGAAAGGAUCCUGUACAAUUGCAUUAUUCUAAAUAUCAGAGAGAAUAUACACACUUUUUACUUUUAAAGAUAAGUUACUUAGCAAAAAUAGCUGUUUUCUUAGUUUUAUAGGAUAUUGAGUGUGUUUCCAAAAAAUAAAAAAGUUGAUGUGCAUUCAUUUCCAU
Nomascus leucogenys (northern white-cheeked gibbon) is the source of this 1791-nucleotide messenger RNA. It is a transcript of the gene KRT28, whose product is annotated as keratin 28. Gene Ontology annotation, molecular function: structural molecule activity. Gene Ontology annotation, biological process: intermediate filament organization; hair follicle morphogenesis. The record is from RefSeq and is a predicted model, not a curated record. NCBI's taxonomy places the organism in Eukaryota, Metazoa, Chordata, Mammalia, Primates, Hylobatidae.